Messenger RNA from Anas platyrhynchos (mallard), 3733 nucleotides. The record is from RefSeq and is a predicted model, not a curated record. NCBI's taxonomy places the organism in Eukaryota, Metazoa, Chordata, Aves, Anseriformes, Anatidae.
GUCAAGAUACAAUCCCCAUCAAGAUACAGUCCCCAUCAAGAUGCAGCCCUCAUCUUGUGCUGCUGUGGGUGUCUGACAGCCUGAUUCCAGGGGCGAUACCCCGGCAGCUAAACCUGUGUGCCCGGGUGUGUGGAUCCACAUGCCAGGUAUUUUACAUCAUGCAGAGCAGAGCCUUUCGAAGAAUUGGCUUGUUCUUCACGACAGGGCAUUUUUGCUCCUUUCCAAGAACAGCGGCGUGGGUUCUUCUGGCUCUCUGCUGCAGCGUGAUGUUGUUGGCAGCUCAGGCUGACAUCGCACUGUAGGAGCCCCUCCUUAUCCUUGGCUUUCUUUGUGCUGCGAAGCUGGUGCUCAGGUGUCCUGAGGACGCAGGAUAAGCAUCAGAAGCUGCAGAUGUUCAUGGGAGGAGAUUGGCGCCACCGUUUGCGAGCAAAUUAUCCGGCGGUGUGACUCCACAGCAGGUGAAGCUCAUCUUAGCCUCGGCUGCCUUGGCCUGCCCAGCCUCCCAGCAUCUCCUGCCCCCUGGGGGGUGUUUCCAUCCCCUCCUUCCUCCAGCACCUGUGGCUGGGUGAGAAGAGCACGGCUGUGUCCUGCCAGGCCUGGCCACGUUCCCGAUUUCAAGGGAGAGGGCAGGAGGAGGUGCUCACGCCGUCGGAGGGAGAAGGGGGCCUGAGAAGGGGACACCAUGACCAGCUCAGCAGGACACCGCGGGAUGGAGGUGUGGGGCCCAGCAGCCUGCUGUGUGCAUUCCCAUCCCCAGUUUCUGUUCCACCAGCAGCUGCAGCGACCGGUUUGGUAAUGAAAUAACCCCAGAGCUGGACACUGCUAGUUAAGGAGGAGGAAGGGUGACUGGUGAUGGCUCUCAGGAAUUUGCAAUAAAGCCUUCAUGACAUUACCCUGCCCUCCUCACGUUCCCCUUUGCCAGAUUAAUGCAAAUUUGUGUUGAUGCAACGCUGUGAGUCAGGGGCAGGUUUCUUAGAGCACAGAUAAGUUGACUCCAGAUACGCAUCUGUGUCGGAGAGCUGCAGCCAAGGCUCCGCACGGCUCUGGAAAGGUUCAAGAGGGGACGGGGGCAGCCCUCCGGGCAGGGGGCUCUUUGGGGAGGUCUCUGCUGCUCCUUGGAGCUGCAGCAAACCCACUCAUGCAAUAAAAGGCUUUAUCCUUGCAUCUCCAGUCACCCAUCUGUGUAUCACCAAGUACAGCGUGGGUUUUUGUUUGUUUGUUUUUAGUCUUGAAGGCUCUUUCUAGUUAUUCUCUGUGAGAUAAAAGGACCUUUAAGCAUGUAGGCUAAUGCUGGCACAAAAGGUAGGCAUUCCAGGCACAUUUUGUACUUUGAAUGAAGCCAUACGCGUGAUUAUGAACCGUGGAAGGUAUUCACCAGUUCCUGCUCCCCCCCGGGGUAGAAGCUGGGAGAAGCAGCAGGAGUGGCUGCGCAGAAAGCACGGAGGAGAGCGCGCCUGGGGCUUUGCACCGCCGUGCUUACAGCAUCACGUCACGGCUGGAUUCUGCUGAGCCGAACAUUUCAUUCCUGUGAGCAGGCCUCUGCUCCUGCGCCUGCCACCGACCCCUUCCACGGCUUCUGGCUUCGGGGGAAAAGCUUUGAUGGUCGUGGAGCUGUGAGAGGCAAAGCAAAGAGCCAGGGCUCCGCUCCCUGCGUUGUUUCGGAGGGUGAGCGAAAUGGAGCAGAACGCUGGCCUGCCAAAAUGCGGGCGCUGUGGGGAGCCAGCCGGCGCUGCUCCAGGGUUGUGUUUGGGAAAACCCUAAAAAUGCCUCCUCCCACCCCCAGUGCUCUGCUGCAACACCCAGCUGAGGAGGUCUGGGGGAAAAUAGUUCCUGGGAUGGGGCAUCGGAACCGCUGCCGGAGGCACUGGUUUACCACUUCUGAAACUUCCAUGUGAACCAGGCAGGUUUUGAAUAAAAAAAGCCUGAUUUUGUUGGAAAGCAUGGAAAUAAAAAGGCUGUGGGAGAAGGUCGGCAUUUCCUAACAGAUCAGCCCAGGCUGUUUGCUAAGGGAAGAGAGAAGGUGCGGCAAGGAUGCCCGAACCUUGCUUGUGGCAUAUUCUUCCCCAAUGAAGCUGAUUCAUAUUUGGAGAUGAUUUGACUGCAGGCAGAUAGUUUGGAACAUAAUGUAUUAUGCAGAUCUCUACCUAAUUUACUUGUCAAAUUAGAUCAUUAAAAUGCUUCGAGCACUCACGGCUUGGUUUAAUUCUGCAGUGUUUUUAAGGCAAACUUGUCGCCUUUCCUCACCCAAAUCCCGGCCCCGUCUUCUGCCAUCCUGCUGCUCCCAGAGCAGGCCUGGAGGAGGGACCCCGACACGGCGAGGGCUGGGGGCUUUCUGAAAGGAGUUUCAAGCCGAGGCUGCAGGAGGUGGUGGCUUCACCCGAGGCUUUCCUGUGACAUGGUAAUUGAGCUGCAUUUUUGUGGCUCCGUGACUCUGACACCACAGCUCUGCACAGACAUCAAAUUGCACCUUGUAGGAACCAGGGCAGCUGCCUUGGAAGGUCCCACAAGGAGCAGAGGUCGAGUUUUUGAGAUUUGUAACGAGGGAAAACACUAAUUGUAAACAUUUUGGGCUGAUUCUCCUAAAAAGUGUGUUCCAGCCUGGCGUGUUCCUACCUCCCCGCAGAUCUUCAGCGUUGACUCCGUCCAAAUUGUCAGAUGAACGCUGCCUGGAGCGUGGUGCCGAGCCAGGCGAUGGGUGUCCUUGUUGCAUAAGGCAGAGCUUUGGCCAGAGGAGAUUUCAGCAAGAGUGGAGAGGGGCGGGGUGUGGAGGCCACACUCUGUAAUUGAGGAUCAAAGGUAAUUGUCUCUGCUGCUCCAUGUGUGGGGCAGCCGCUCAGCUGCAGGAGGCAGGAGCGUCGGGAGGCAGCUCACAUCCAAACGUUUUGGCAGCAGGGAGAGGUGAAGGGGUUUCUAUUCUACUAACUCUCCUUUAUUGCCAUAGAGAAGACUUCCAGCAGCUGCUCAGAGGCGAAGAUGGAUUUUAAGAGCAUGAAGUACUAUCUGUACUGGCUGUACUGCCAGUUCGAGCUCAUCACCUGCAGCUACCUCAUGGAGCCCUGGGAAAAAAUUCUCUUCUACACUUUUAACAUCACCAUGCUGGUGAUGAUCUCGUACACUGCUUACCUCUUUAUCCCCGUCCACAUUAGCACGGCUUUCCAAUUCUUCUUGCACUUGCUUGGAAACCAACAUGAGAACGCUGUUUCUAUUGUGAAGUAACACUGGCAACCUGACGCUGGCUUCUGGAUCCAAGAAGUGGUUUUUUUUUUUUUUUUUUUUUUUUUUUUUUUUUUUUUUAACACUCCAUUUCUGUUUAGAAAGACAGGUUCAGGGCAUGUGCAAACACUGUUUUACUCCGCAGUACCUCUUAGUUUUCUUCUGUGUUCUGGGACUCUGUGACAGCAAAUUAUUUUGCCAAAACUAUUUCAAACAGUCCUUGUUUUUAUCAUUUGACUGACUGCUUUUUAAAGAGCUUUCAGUUUUAAAGACUGGCUGGAGUUAUGGAGCUGGGUUUGGUACAGAAACGACUGUGCUGCAUAUAUUGUUAUUCCAGGGAGAGCUGCUUGGAUAUGGAGUUUUCACCUUCAGAAAUGACACGGCAUGUGUUUGGUCUGGUCCGCCACAGCUUUGCUGACGGGAAAGAUGUAUACAUGAAAGAUUUUGUAUGACAUUUUACAACCAUAAGCUGCUUCCAUGUAACUAGUCUUGGUACGUAUAUAUACAUGUGAUGAUCUUA